Porites lobata is the source of this 1203-nucleotide messenger RNA. NCBI's taxonomy places the organism in Eukaryota, Metazoa, Cnidaria, Anthozoa, Scleractinia, Poritidae. The record is from the annotation of a GenBank genome assembly.
AUGGAAUCGCAUUAUGUAUGCCCCAAAGAAUUCUUGGCGUCACAACCACCAAAUAAAACGGCACCAGGACAUGUAAGUCCCCUGAUCUCUGUUAUAGGGCCUGGCGAUUCUGGAAGUUCUGUGUUAGUGGGAAGUCUGCUCAAAGUUGCGGGGGUACCUGCCAUCAGUUUCGGUGCUACCAGUGAGGAAUUGAGCUCACCAUUUUACAAGCACUUUUACAGGACCGUGCCUUCGGACAAGCAGCAAGCGAGUGCCAUGGCGGAUUUGUUUGAAUAUUUCGGUUGGAACUAUGUUGGGGCGGUUGCUGUUGAUGACUCAUAUGGCAGGUAUGGCGUGUGGGCUCUUGAAAAGGAAUCGUUUACAAGAAAAUCAUUUUGCAUUGCGCUGUCAGAAUACAUCCCGCGUUUAAACUAUAUGAACAAGAUUAAAAUUAUUAUAUCAAAGCUGAAGAGAGAAAGAAAAGUUAAAGUCAUUGUUCUUUGGCUAUUUGGCGGCUAUGGAAAAAGGUUUUUAAAAGAAGCAGAAAAGCAGCAAAUUUUCGACCGUACCUGGAUUUUAAGCGAUGCCCUUGCAUCUGAGCAACCGAGGCACGUCCGUACUAUCUUCAAUAUCCUAGACGGAUCCUUAGGAAUACAGCCCCGAUUUUACCAAAGCAAGGACUUUGAAUCCUAUUUAUCUACUUUCGCCCCGAAGGAUGUGAAGGAAAAACGCCUUUCGCACUGGUGGGAAGACGUAUGGAGAGGUGAAUUGAAUUGUUCAGUAAAUCAAUCUAAAGGUUUGGAUAUCUGCAAAGAGAACACGACAUUGUCUUGGCGAGUAAUUCCUAAAUUGUACGAUACCUUCCUCCCCUAUGUCAUUGAAGCAGUGUAUGCCGUUGCACACGCUCUUCAUAAGCUAUAUUUCUGCGUAGAACCGUAUGGUCUUCUUCCGGGUGGCAAAUGUCUCGAUACUAGCGCAACUGUGAAACCGCUUGAUGUCGAUUUGUACUUAAGAAACGUUUCAUUUCAAGGUUUACUAGGCAAGGUUGAAUUUGACGAGGCCGGUGACCCUUUGAUCUCGUCUUAUGACAUCAUCAACUUCCAAAAGCGAUCUGGAAGUGGCGAUGAACGAUACCAGAAAGUAAUUGUGGGUUCAUGGGAUAAGACUUUCAAGAAAAGACUCCACGUUGACAAUGAAAAGAUCAAAUGGAGCAGCAGUUUUUAA